UCGAGUGCGAGUGUGCGUAAAAGCCGAAACGAAUACCCGAAACCGAAACCGAAACUAGCCGAGUGAUUGGAAAAGUUAUUUCAUAAAUUCGCGCCUACGAAGACAGUCCAACAGUCAAGCUUUAUGCGGAGAUCACGGUGCUUGGAUUCGGAAACGUUAUCGUCCAGUAAUUAGUGGAACUUUUCCCUGGAUUUCCUAUACCUCGUUUAUCUGUGUCAGAGUGUAAAGUGUGCCGAGUGAAAGAGCUGGAAAUCAAAAUACAAAACAAAGUAAUUACAAAGCCCAUCAAAAGAAAAGUGCUGAAUAUGUAGGCUGAAAAUUGGAACGCUGAACUCUUCGAAUUCGACUUCAAAUUAAUUACUCGGCAAUAAUUUUGGAAAAUCACAAGAAUAAUAAACACGCGAUCGAACAAGCAGCCAAAGACGCUAACGAAGACGACGUGUGACACAGUUUAACAUUUGGACGACGUCUUUGGAAUAUAUACCCAAAUACAUUAUCAUAUUACUUUCGAGUGUCGAACAGUUAAGAGCGCUCCAGAAAUCCAGACAAAAAUGGUGUCGAGCACAGCCCUAAAUAAAGUUCUUAUAUCAGGAGCGCUGCUGAUCGCGGGAUGUUGCCUGGUGUUUUCUUACCCGACAUUUACGGAAGAUGAUGAUGUCGGGAUGAUGGCUGAUGAGUACGACUACGGUCCCGAUGAUCAGAGCGUUGCCAGUCAGCCAGUCAGCCAGCCAAAGCCAACAAAUAUUGCAAAGUCCGCCGUGCCGAAAGCCAACAGAACUGUGAUCAAGACAGGAAUUCUGGGCGAAGAUGUUUUACUAACGUGCGAUGAGAAGAUAACAAAAGAUGUUGUUAUAAUCUGGUACCAGAACUCCAAUGUCAUCGCGCACGGUCAAAAUUUAUUACUUCCAAACUUCAGUCUAGAUCCGAAGAGCUUUGAUCUGACAAUACUGAAGGCGAGUGCCCAAAGUGCUGGUGACUACUACUGCCAAAUUCUGCCACAGAAUGUGUUCGUGCACACAAAAGUCAUUUUGGGAGAUCAUUCGCUUGACGUCAUCACGCCGGAGAGCUCGAAGUCCGCUCAGGAUAGUUUGCAUCGAUUUGCGUUGAUGUGGCUCCUGAUGCUGGGCCUGUUAGUUCUGCAUCAGCACAAGCAUUAGUUAAGUUUAAUAUUAAGCAGCGAUUUAUAGAAUGUACCCUGGAUACACCGAAAUUGCAUCUCUGUCUCCCUUCUGUCUCCAAAAGCUAAAUAAGAAUUUUAAGUCUUGUUAAUCGUGAAUUUAUCUAUUUUGUAAAGACAAACGAUUUUAUUUAUUAAAAACCAAAGUAUACAGAAGUAAA
Messenger RNA from Drosophila montana, 1338 nucleotides. It is a transcript of the gene babos, whose product is annotated as babos. The record is from RefSeq and is a predicted model, not a curated record. The transcript is spliced from 3 exons. Lineage: Eukaryota; Metazoa; Arthropoda; Insecta; Diptera; Drosophilidae. The coding region runs from base 552 to 1157 and encodes 201 amino acids.